Molecule: messenger RNA, 828 nt
Organism: Hyaloscypha bicolor E
Lineage: Eukaryota; Fungi; Ascomycota; Leotiomycetes; Helotiales; Hyaloscyphaceae
Product: alpha/beta-hydrolase
Exons: 2
Coding region: 1-828 (275 amino acids)
Molecular function (GO): hydrolase activity
Source: RefSeq, a predicted model, not a curated record
AUGACCGGACUUCAUCCCUGCUGUGACCCAACAGCCCCGAGUACAAUAUGGGAGGGGAUGCCAACUGGGAGGAUUAUUGAAAUCGACGGAAUUGAGAUGUAUAUUUCUCAGCCACGGAUGCGCGAUAGAGAAUCCGAAUCGGAACUUUCAACUCUUGGUCCAGAAAGCUUCAAGGAGCACGAGCCGAAGCGUGUCAUUCUCUUCUUGACCGAAGGCCACGGCAUUUACCUCCCAAAUGCUCAGCUUUUGGCAGACUCCUUCGCUUCUCAUCUUGAUUGCGAUAUCAUCAUGCCAGAUCAGUUUGCAGGCCAAGCUCGUCUUGACAAGAACCAUCGACCCUUUUUCCCGCCUGGCAAAGAACCAGAGUUCGAGGCUUGGAAGCAGCGACAUGAACCCCCGGUGACGGACCCCUUGCUCGCUCUGGUGGUGAGAUAUAUCCGUGACCAGUAUGGACAGGAUGUGAAGAUAGGAGGAGUGGGAUAUUGCUUUGGUGGAAGAUAUGUCAUCCGGCUAAUGGGGGCGGGGUUCAUUGAUGUUGGGGUUGUCAAUCAUCCAUCCUUCUUCACUAUGGAGGAAGUGCAUUUGGUAACAAAAGGAAAACAGCUCGCAAUCUAUGCUGCUGAGGUGGAUGACAUUCUACCACCAGAGAAGAGGAGGCAGACGGAAGAUGUCUUGACAAAGACUGGAGCGACUUGGAUGAGUACUGUGUUUGGCGGGACAGAGCAUGGCUUCAGUGUGAGAGGUGAUUUGACGGUGAAAGAUGUGCGGUUGGCCAAAGAAUCUGCAUUCAAAGGGGCGGUAUCGUGGUUCAGAAAUUGGUUGAUCUGA